GAUGGUCUCAUCUGGGACUGGAACAGGCCAUAGUUCCCUGUAAGCAUACAAUCUUUGCUUGAUGCAUGCAUAAGAACCAGUUACAUUUGGUGUAGUCAACUUGUCCAGAUAAGCUCUGCAGAUAUUCAUCACGCAGAUUUUUCUCUGUAUUUGCCUAAAGAGGUAAUGGGCAUGGUUGCAGCCAAGGUUUUAACACUAGUGAUCUUGGUGGUGUUUCUGAUACUUAAUCACAAUGCAAAAUGUAAUUCACUUCCAGUACAACCACCUUCAUAUUGUGCAACGCAGUUUGCAGUGGUCAACCGUGCUUGUGCAAUGUUGCCUUUUGUACCUCUGCAUCCUGAUGCGGAUAGCCGAGACAAUGGGAGCAGGCAUGAGCAUGAACAGAGUCAUGGGCAUGAUCAUGAGCACGAGCACGGACACAAUCAUGGGCAUGGUCAUGAGCACGAGCACGGACACAAUCAUGGGCAUGGUCAUGAGCACAGUCAUGAGCACGAGCAUAGGCACAAAAAUAGGCACGGGCACAGGCACCGGCACCGGCACUGGCACCAUGGACCAUCCUCCCCAGGGCAUGAAUGUUGUCGGUGGCUAGAUGAAGUGGAGAAUGAAUGUGUCUGUGCGGUGCUGGCUCGCUUGCCCCCUUUCCUUUCCAGGCCAGUGCAUCAUUACACUGUUGAAGUUGAAGGUGUAUGUGAUGUCAGUUUCGAUUGUGGAAACCUAUGACGGCUCAGAUUCACUUUUUUGCCGUCACUUGAAAUGUCCAGAAAACAUUAGGUUUAUAUACAUAUCAUCUGGAUUAAUUCAUGUUUUUAGUUCCAGAUGCAAAGUACUAAAUAAAAAGAAGUUUGGUGAACCAAUUGUAGCUUUUUUAAGUUUGGAGUUGUUGUUUAUCUACUUUCUUCAGUGAAUACAAGUGAAUCAUGUAAUAGUAUGGCUAUGACUGUUUGAGAAUAUAUUGACUCCCUGUAGUUGAAACAUAUUGUUUGUUCCUUGAUGAUUGCUGUUUCUGUUC
Molecule: messenger RNA, 1009 nt
Organism: Diospyros lotus (date-plum)
Lineage: Eukaryota; Viridiplantae; Streptophyta; Magnoliopsida; Ericales; Ebenaceae
Exons: 2
Coding region: 166-720 (184 amino acids)
Source: RefSeq, a predicted model, not a curated record